GCCCAUCAAGAGCUUGCUAACAUGUCAGAACGCCCGGAACUCUUCAUUGAAAGAGCUUACAACGACGCAGAAGCCAUGGCUUGGUCCGACAAGGAUAUGUGUUUCACCUCAGAAAACUACUACCGUUACUUUGCGCUUCUCGCAACGAUCCGCAAGAUCUCGGCCGUGCUCGAUUUCCAGUAUGUCACGCCAAAGAACGUCUUCCAUGUCAAGGACCCACGCGAUCAAGACCUACGCGACGACUUGCAACGACCCAGAGGACAGUUCCCAAGAUACCUGUUCCCCACUGCACCUUUUGCCAUUGGAAUCUGUCCUGCGGACGAGGUUGUCGAGCUCAUCUGCGUUGCAGACAUGUCGGCUCGCACUUUCUCGGAAAGGGUUACUGAAAGACUUCUAGCGGAGGGCCUGGUACCGUUGAUGAGGGACUACAACGAUCAUCUUGGUCGCAUAGCUCUGAUAGGACCACAAGAAUUGGCCAUUCGAUUCGAAAUCUGCUCGCCUGGUCCGCGUGGUAACGUUCCCAGAUGCGUCCUCGUAUUGAGAUAUCAGCGCAAACCCGCAGAAUUUGACAAUCAGAUCACAAGAGAGCGCCGUAUCACGGAAGCGAUGGCAAAAGAGAGUCCUUCUCUAGCUCGCGUGUACACUCAGCAGAUAUGGAAUCAGCGGAUCCUCGACCUGUGGGACGCACUUUACCACCCGAAGCCACCUGCAGGAAUACUUCCAACCCCAGAUGACGCCGGCCCCUCGGAGAACGAAGCACCACCGCCAACAGUAUUGCUCCACCACAAAUUUCUGCGUCUGCACCGCUUGACUCGUAAUCUGGGUCUCAUGUCGCCACGAUUAGGACUGCUGUCCACCGAAAUCUUGCUACAAGCGUGGACGGUGGCCAUGUGUAUUGACGUCCAAGAAUCCCUCAAUGGAGGGCCCAGCAGAUCGUUUCAAAAUUGCCUGUGGCAUCUUGACCGCAUCCUGAAAAGGAGCAGGUACACACCAAGUGGCAAUUGGCUUUGCCCCAGCGCAGGCCACGAAGUCUUCUUACUCAACACGGAAGGCAUCGACGCAGCUUCGAUCUGUUUGACCGACCUCAUGGACCAGACCAAUCUUGCCAAUCUCAAUGCAAAUGGUUCAUCGCCAGCGAGCGGACUUCGUUACUUCGCAUCGACGUACCCGCUAUACAUCAAGAUAGACGCCAAUUGCUGGGCAGCACGACAGCGUCUACGAUUCGCCGACACAUUUUUUGAUGUCCUCGCCGCACUGCAGCAGUCUGUCCGCACAGACACGCGUGGGCAGACUAGAGCUCGACCAUGGCCCUUCCGUCUUACAAGGCGGGAGGAAUACGGUGAAGGCUCGUCAAUCUACUUACUUGGUCUCUACACCAGGCCCUCUGGGGAUAUCCUGGUCCUUCCCUCGCAUUUGCAGGAUGGGAGUCUCAACGCCCACGUCAAUACCCUCUUCGAUAUUGCGUUCCAAGACAGCGACUUCGACCAGACUAAGUGCUUUAUCGAGAGCGAGCUUUUGACCCCGGAAACUCUGAUCUCAUUCCUCGAGUCCAUCGAUGUGGUCCAGAGCCAUAUCGCUGAGUGCAGAGGACUUUCGGACCCCCUCCUGCCCGAAAGUGACUUCUCGCCGACCACCACGGCGCCAAUGACCGAUACGCCUAUGGACGCUCCGCUUGCGAUUGGCGACUCCGAUCCCGGGAACACAAACGCCGUGCCCGACAGACCCUCAAAUACUAGCGUCGACUCUUCCAGACGUUUCCGCCCAGACACCUCGGUCAUCAGUCGUCUACGCUAUGAUCCGGCCCACCAAGAUAUCGAGUACGAAGUCGGAUACAAGGAUAGAUUCCUUGACGAUCUGGUAUGGAAACCGCUCAAUGACUGGCAGCGUGCUACAGAGGAGGAAGAUUUUGUGCCGUCACAUCGCAUCAGGCAGAUUCGGAGGCUGUGGGAUGGGGUUGUGGUGUGGGAUCGGGAGGCGAGCACGUGCCAAAAACCAUGCUUGAAAGCAUUUGGUGAGCCAGCGACCGCGGGUGACUUCAGUAAGGCACACGCGAGAAGGCAAUUGGGUGACGUCCGCAGCAAUCGCCGAAGACGUGAACGAAGUGUCGAGUCAAAAAGGUCCGAAACCGGCACCGUGGUCUAUUCACGGCAGAAGGUCCCGAGGAACUGUCCCGAGGAACUGGUCCGCAUUGAUGUCGCUAAUCAUAACAGCUCCCGAGACUCCAUUCGAGCCGGACCACAUGCUCCGAAAGUCCGAAAUUGA
Molecule: messenger RNA, 2262 nt
Organism: Zymoseptoria tritici IPO323
Lineage: Eukaryota; Fungi; Ascomycota; Dothideomycetes; Mycosphaerellales; Mycosphaerellaceae
Exons: 4
Coding region: 22-2262 (746 amino acids)
Source: RefSeq, a predicted model, not a curated record